CAAAACUGUAUAGCGACGACACCAAGCUGGGAAAAAUACGCAGCUGGGGUGUGUCAGACUACACCCCUAUUUAUGUCAGAGAGCGAGAGAAAUGACUACACACACUGAGUGUGAGAGAGAGAGAGAGAGAGAGAGAGAGAGAGAGAGAAACGAAGAAACGAGAAACGUCAUCGCCUUGCAAACAAGGAAGUGUGUGUUUAAAAGUAAGAUUUCCAGUUGCCUUAGUAUAAAGUGAGUGUAUUAUUUUUCUCUGGACGUAAACAAGGAAGAAGCUACGCCUGGAGUUGGCUUUAGUGGAUCUACAGGAGUGUUAGUGCCUACCAUGCACGUCUUUGGACUUGGGGAGGAAACGAGUACGCGGAGGAAACCCCCGCAGCACGGGCAGAACAUGCAAACUCCGCGCACACACAGGGCCACGGUGGGAAUCGAACCCUUGACCCUGGAGGUGUGAGGCAACCAUGCUAACCACUAAGCCACCGUGUGCUCUUGAGAAUCUCUGAGUCAGCAUGUCCAGAUCAGACUUCCCGCCAGGCUAUGAUGAGUCGCGGCUCAUUUCAGAUCCUCAAGCUCGGGGUGUACAGCCUUCCGCACCCCCUCCAGCCUACAAUUACUCUCCAUAUAGCGGGCAACCACAGCCUGGACCCUACCCUGGAGCUCCCUACUCCCAGCCUUUUGCUCCUUACCCUGGGCAGCCUGGAAUGUACCCCUCACAGCCAGGACUCCCCGGUCAAGGGUAUCCACCACAUCCAGGACAUCCCGGUCAAGGAUACCCACCACCAAUGCCGCCCAUAAUCCCACCAACGAUACCCAUCUCUGAUUCAGGUGAUGAUGGCUUCACCACGACGUCAGGAUGGGAGAGCGUGAACGUGCGACAUGCUUUCAUUCGCAAAGUGUACCUGAUCCUUGCAGCUCAGCUCCUCGUCACAGUCAGCAUCGUGGCUGUUUUCACUUUUGUACAACCUGUGCAGAAUUUUGUGGUGAAAAAUCCAGCACUCUACUGGGCUUCAUAUGCCGUGUACAUCAUCACACACCUUGUGUUGGUCUGCUGUAAGGGUCCCAGGAGGCGUUACCCUUGGAACCUUAUCCUGCUCGCCAUAUUUACUCUGGCUUUGUCCUAUAUGACCGGGACAAUAUCAAGUUACUAUAACACCAAGUCGGUUUUCCUGGCGCUGGGUAUCACCGUAAUCGUCUGCAUCGCUGUGACGGUCUUCUGCUUCCAGACAAAGGUGGAUUUCACCAAAUGCGGAGGUCUUUUCUGCGUCCUGGGAAUCGUUGUCUUCGUGACUGGAAUCAUCACCGCAAUCGUACUGUCAUUUAAAUAUAUCCCGUGGCUUCAUAUGCUGUAUGCUUCUAUUGGAGCAAUUGUGUUCACGCUGUUCCUGGCCUAUCACACGCAACUUCUUAUCGGGAACAGGAAGCACUCGAUAAAUCCGGAGGAGUACGUGUUCGCCGCUCUCUCCAUCUACGUCGACGUCAUUCAGAUUUUCCUUUUCCUCCUGCAAAUCAUCGGAGCUGCUCAAAGAUAGGAGUGGCCUUUGAACUUCUUGUGUCCAACGCACUUCCAUGCAGUUACAAUCAUGUGUUUACUGAAUAUUUUGAGGGGAAAAAAAAACAUUGUAUCAGAUCGUAGACAUUAGUAUGAUUUAAAAUUCUUCUAACAUCAGGACAGAAGGUGUUUAAUAAAAGAGCUGAUUCUUUUGUGCUGAAUUUAGGAUGCUGGUUUACUCCAUAAACACCUUCUUAAUCAUUAUAUUAAGUUGAGCUGGAAAUCCAUUUUAUACACACUGUAUUCAUUAUGUUUUGAUAUGAGUGGGAAUUUUAUUUGUACUAAUAAUGAAUUCAAGUCUAUACGUCUAUUUUGUGCAAGUUCAACAUUUUGGACUUUUUUUUAUGAUUAAUAAAAAUAAUAUAGUUUAAUCAAGAUGCCUGAACAAAAAAGUCACUGAAGUGGAAGAUUACUAUUAAAAUGAAUCAUAUUAAUAAUUUCAUUAUAGUGAGAUUCAGAAAUAUUGGCACCCUAAAUAAGUCACUACAAAAAACAAAUAACCUACAAGUUAAUUCAAAUGCUAUUUCAAAGUGCUAUAUAAAUAUAUCUAUAACAUAUGUAUAAAAUAUUAUAUCUCCUGAAACAAGAGAAAAUCAACCCAGCAAAUUAAAUACAUAUAUAAUAAUGUGCAUGAUCUCUUUUCAAGCUCCAAUUUUCUACAGCUGAGUACAAAAUUCUGUGCAUCCACAGAACAAGACAAAAUGUCUUUAUAUCAAAGCAUUUAGUAAAAAGAUAUACAAAUUUUUAAAGUACAUAAAUAGUGUACUGAAAACAACAGAUGGUAUUCGUCCACAGUUCAUUCAUCUUUUUUUUUUCUUAAUGUGAAAUAAAUAUUCUGUAAUCACUUGCAUGCUCAUCACCUACCUGUUUGCAUGUCAUGAAAUUCUCAUUUCUAAUUAACAAAUUGUAAAAGAGAGACUGUUUUCCUUUUUUUUUUACGCAGAAAGCAUGGAAGAUACAAACCUUUGCACUCAACUGCAUUUAACACUGACUACAGUGAAAUCAAACCAUGUGUUCAAUAUGUAUGGGGAUGUCUAAUGUCUUUAUCUGUGCUGUGUCAUAGGGAUGGGUGAUAUGGCAAAAAUAUAUUGUGAUACUGGAAGACACUGAUACUUAGUUUCACAAAGGUUUCGCUAACAAAAUGACAGAAAAAUCAGUGGCACUAUAAUUAUAUAUACAUAUAAUUACAAAAUCUAUAAAUUACUUAUUUAAUUAAACAUCAUAUCACGAUAUUGCUAUCAUGUGGUCAUAUCGCACAGCCCUAGGACAUCACUAUUACAGCUACCGCAACGCUUAUGUGCUACUGUUUUUUGUAAUAAAAGGUGCCAAUAAGUUUGCACCUUCUUAUUAUGAUAGUGACUUUAUAUGACUAUACUUAAAAUUUGUAAAUAAAAGGAACUUUACAUAUAAGUAGAGAUUAUAGCAUUAUAGAUUUAUUGUUUAUCAUGCUGUUGUUUUUUUAACAAACACAUUUGUACACCACAUAUUGUAUAUAUUAAACAUAAAUAAAGGUUACACAUACAUUCAA
Messenger RNA from Ictalurus punctatus (channel catfish), 3074 nucleotides. It is a transcript of the gene tmbim1a, whose product is annotated as transmembrane BAX inhibitor motif containing 1a. Bases 507 to 1526 code for a protein of 339 amino acids. The transcript has 13 exons. Gene Ontology annotation, cellular component: membrane; endoplasmic reticulum; Golgi apparatus. Gene Ontology annotation, biological process: negative regulation of apoptotic signaling pathway. The record is from RefSeq and is a predicted model, not a curated record. NCBI's taxonomy places the organism in Eukaryota, Metazoa, Chordata, Actinopteri, Siluriformes, Ictaluridae.